This is a messenger RNA of Triticum turgidum subsp. durum (durum wheat), 1437 nucleotides long. Lineage: Eukaryota; Viridiplantae; Streptophyta; Magnoliopsida; Poales; Poaceae. The record is from the annotation of a GenBank genome assembly.
AUGUCUUUCUACCAUUCCACUCCACUUGGAAGGAUACUUAGCCGUGUAUCAUCUGACUUAAGCAUCAUCGAUCUUGAUCUUCCAUUUACGAUGUCCUUCAGUAUUUGUGCCACACUAAAUGCAUAUAUCAAUUCGAGUGUUUUGUGCUUCUUUACCUGGCAAAUUUUGCUUGUUGCUGCACCUGUUAUCAUCAUGGCUGUCAAGUUGCAGAGAUACUACUUAGCCUCCUCAAAGGAAUUGAUGAGGAUCAAUGGCACUACAAAAUCUCUAGUGGCCAAUCAUCUUGGAGAAUCGAUUGCAGGAGCAGUUACAAUAAGAGCCUUUAAGCAAGAAGAUCGUUUUUUUGCUAAAAGUUUGGAUCUUAUCGACAAUAAUGCAAGCCCAUCUUUUCACUGCUUUGCUGCAACUGAAUGGUUGACUCAACGUUUGGAGAUAAUGGGUGCUGCUAUUCUUUCCUUGUCCGCACUUGUUAUUACUCUUCUUCCUGCAGGAACUUAUAGCCCUGGUUCUGUAGGGAUGUUGCUCUCUUAUGGUCUGUCACUUAAUAUGUUAUUCCUGUUCUCUAUACAAAAUCAAUGUUCUCUUGCAAAUCAAAUAAUCUCUGUUGAAAGGUUGAGCCAAUACAUGGGUAUUGUAAGUGAGGCACCAUAUAUUAUGAAACAGAAUCAACCACCGGAUGCAUGGCCCUCUGUGGGUAAGAUAGAACUUGAAGGUUUGGAGAUAAAAUAUAAUCAAGAUGCUUCUCCAGUACUUCAUGGAAUUACUUGCACAUUUCAAGGUGGCGACAAGAUUGGGAUAGUCGGUCGAACAGGAAGUGGCAAGACAAGUUUGAUAAAUGCAAUUUUUCGUCUUGUUGAGCCUUCUGGAGGAAAGAUAAUCAUUGAUGACUACGACAUCACAGAAAUGGGGUUACAUGACUUACGAUCUCGAAUUGGUCUUAUCCCUCAAGAUCCUAUACUCUUUUAUGGUUCCAUAAGAUAUAAUUUGGAUCCUCAAGGGCGUUUCUCGGAUGAACAAAUCUGGGAAGUUCUAGGCAAAUGUCAACUAAUUGAAGCAGUUAAAGACAAGCAAGGAUUGGAUUCACAUAUUGUGGAGGGAGGAUCAAACUGGAGCAUGGGCCAAAGGCAGUUACUUUGCUUGGCCCGUGCGCUAUUGAGAAGAAACUGCAUCUUGAUCCUUGAUGAGGCAACAGCAUCCAUUGAUAGUGCAACUGAUGCUAUUAUUCAGAAGAUAAUCAGGACGGAAUUCAAGGACAGCACAGUUAUCACAGUUGCACAUCGGAUACCAACAGUGGUGGACUGCACCUGGGUACUUGUUAUUAACAACGGCAAAAUGGUAGAAUACGAUCGACCUCACACACUGAUGGAGAUGGAAGGAUCUUUUUUUAAGGAGCUUCUGUACGAGUACUGGCUGCAAGCAUCGAAAGGAGGCUUGUAG